AUAAUUCAAUUUCUAAUUUCUAAUCAAUCGUAUUAUUUCAAAUAAUUAUUGCUUUUUAGAUCCAUUUGAUGAAUAACUGAGAAACUCUGAAGCCUUCUACUCUGUGAUUAUACCACGUUCAAUAAGUUACGUUCAAGCUUAUUUCAGCAGCAGUAUUGAUAGGACGACUUAUGCCGGUAAUGAACCGACCUUGAUUCAUGAAAAACAUAUAAUUGCUUGACGCUUGUUAAAUUAAAUGUUUCAAAAAUUAAUAAUGACUGGAUUCAUGAAGCUGAAGAUGAUGGUGAUUGUGUUUCAAUAGUUUCGUCGUUAGAUCAUCACGUGGUACCUAGUUUAUCUAAAAUUCGUCGUUGUUCGUCGUGCCCCAAUUUUUUUUGCCUCUAUACGUACUAGUUAGUUACUCAACAUCAGUAAAAUCUUGUGUGAUUCAGUUUUUACUAUCCUACGAUGGGUCAUUGAAGUCACAAUGAAAAACCAUACGUCGAGAAACCGAGAUAUUUAGUGCCUUAAGAAAAAUCAAAUUGGAAUCCUUUAGUUACGUUUGGUUGUUCAUAGCCAUCUGACAAACAAAUCUCCGAGGAAGGAAAGCCAAGGAAAAAGUGCAACGAUUUUGUCGAUCCAGUAGUUACCAUAAUUAUUCUUGUUGAAUUGUGCAGCUGCAACUCUCAGUGUUCAACUGUGAAAAUGUUUUCCAUCUGCAAAGGUCACACGCAUCUGUCGAAGCAGUUAUAUUACAUCCAUAAAGGUACCACCUUAAAGAUAUUUCCCAGUCUUCAAGGUCGUAAUUACUUCUCAGAAAAAUCAUAUCAUGUGCAAGAAACCGGAGCAACUCUACUUUCUACCUCACAAGAUCAUGUUGAUUCUCCAAAGUUGGUUCAUUAUACUCAUAAUUCUAAUGUCGAACAGGGAUUCCUUAGCUUGUCAAAUAACGCUAAUUUUUCCAAAGAAUUACGUUAUGUGCACACGAAAAGUAACAAAGAGAGAAUCGCCCAUUUCAAAAGACACGCUGAUUUCUCCAAGCAGUUGAAUGCUUUAAAUAAAGAAAACUUGGCUGAGGAAAUUGGUAAUUUGGUGGAAGAAUGGCUCUUAUGUUUCGAUUCUUUAGGCAGAAUUGAGGCUAGUGGAAUUUCCGGAACGUUCAACAGUUUAUUAAAAUGUAAUAUUUUUGGUACCAAAUGGAACUCCCAACAUCGAGACAAUUUCAAAAAGUUGAUCAUUAAAUUGGCUGAGAAAGAAGACCAAUUGUUACAUCCAAAUAGUCGAACGUUUUCUAAAUUUAGCUCUUGGCAGGUUGCUAAUAGUUUGAACCCAUUAUCCAAGUGGAAUGUGUUGAAUAGCGAUGUAUGGGAAGGUAGUGUUCAAAUUAGUAACGGGAAAAAUAUAGCGAAGGUUGAUUUAUUCAGAUCUGUGAUCAGUCGUUUGAUAUGUCGAGGAACCUGGAUACUAGAAAAUGAAACAGCUGAUCAGUUUGAUUCUCAAGGUAUCAGUAAUUGUCUGAGUGCUCUAUCAAAUUGGAAUACUAACGAGUUCGAAGGAUCGAAGAAAUUCAUCGGUUGUUCAAUAAAACGAGCCAUCAAAAUUAUUGAUCAGUUCAAUUCUUCCUCCGUUUCAAACAGCUUGAUUGCUUUAUCCAGGUGGAAUACAAGCGAUUUCGAAGGUGCCGGAGAAUUCGUCCACCUGCUGUGUGAACGAGGAAAUUCGACCGAGGAAAGAUUCACUCCUCUGAAUAUCGCCAGAACCUUGAACGCAAUGUCCAAGUGGGACGACGAAGAAUUGAGAGAAGCCAAGAAGUUCGUAAUUUACUUGAUGACACAAGGAACUUUGGUGGCCAAUAAAUUCAAUUCCAUGCAGAUCGCGCUAAGUUUGAACGCUCUGUCCAAGUGGAACGUCGAGGAGAUGCGAGAAGCUAGAGGUUUUAUUGUUUCGUUAAUCAAAAAUGGAAACUCUAUCAUCGAUACAUUUACUUGCCAAAAUAUCGCCAAUAGUUUGAAUGCGUUUAGCAAAUGGAAUAUUGAUGAAUUACCGGGAUCCAAAGAGUUCAUCGUUCGGUUAAUAAAAAGAGGAAGCUCAACAACCAGUGGUUUCAAUCCUCAAGAGAUUGCCAAUAGUUUGAACGCGUUGUCUAAAUGGAAUAUUCACGACUUGAAAGGAAGUAAACAGUUCAUCGUGCAAUUGGUCAGAUGUGGAAUUCUAACAGCUGAUACAUUCGACGCAUUGAGUAUUUCUAGCUCCUUAAAUGCUCUUUGUAAAUGGGACAUCUACGAAUUAGAAAGAACCAAGGAAUUCAUUACUCGAUUAAUAAAACGCGGUCGUUUGUUAAUCAAUAGAUUUAACUCACAGUGUAUUGCCAACAGCUUGAACGCUCUCAGCAAAUGGAAUAUCGAUGAAUUCGAAGGAGCCAACGAGUUUAUCAUGGAGCUGCUGAAGCAAGGAAAUUUCUCAGUUGACAGAUUCAAUGCUCAAGAUACCGCAAAUAUCUUGAAUGCUCUGUCAAAGUGGGAAAUUGACGAGUUCAAAGGAACUAGAGAAUUCAUCGUUCGUUUAAUUAAACGUGAGAAUUCAAAGUCCACUAGAUUCGAUUGCCAGAAUGUUAGUAAUUGCUUAAAUGCUCUUUCUAAGUGGAACGUCGUGGAAUUGGAGGGAGCUGAGGAAUUUAUUGCAAAACUAGUCCAGCAAGGCAAUUCAGUUUCUGGUAAAUUCGAUUCUCAAAACGUCGUUAAUAGCUUGAAUGCCCUAUGCAAGUGGAAUAUUGUUGGAAUACGAGCAGGUCGAGAUUUUAUCGUAAAUGCUGUAACUCGUGGAAGUGCUAUUGCCGAUGAAUUUACUCCUCAAGAAAUUUCCAGCGGUUUAUACUCUGUUUGUAAAUUGAACAUUUUUGAUGACAAGAAAUGGAAUGAUAAUCAGUUGCAUACCUUCAAAUGUUUCAUUAUCAAACUUGCAAAAAAAGGCACUGAAAUAUGCAGCGAGUUUGAAUCUAGAAGCGUCGCCGAAAUAUUCUAUUCUUUAUCGAUACUGAAAAUUCCGAGUAAAGAAAAAUGGUCGCUAGAUGAACGAAACUCGUUAAAGAAUUUCCUUGUCAGUCUUGUUAGUCUAGAUGCUUCGUGUAAAAAUUACACUCUCAUGGCGAUUUCAACAAUAUAUAGAACGAUAUCUGAUUGGAAUAUUCUUCAAAAUAAUGAAUUUGACUCGAAACAGGGUAAGAAGUUCAGAGAUUUCAUUAAUAAUCUGGAAAAUCGACUUCGUACCCUUGGAAAUGAACAGAAUUGGAAGGAACCCGACGUUAAUAUCAAAUUUGCCGUUCGAAUCAUCAAAGAUUUACCUGAGCUCAAAUCUAAAAACCUUAUUCUGUCUGAAAAACCGUUACUAGUUUCGUUGAUGAGUUGCUUAAGUAGUAAUUUGGAGAAAUGUAGAUCUUCUCACUUGAAGAAAGAUUUGAUUGAAAACGGUAUUUUGACUGGGUUGCAUGAUCUUUUAAAAAUUGUCAGUGAACUGGAAGAUAAACAUGGUUUGGAAGGAGCAUUUGAUGAGAGUUUGUCUAAAAUAUACAACGAGGUGGUUGGAAUUGAUUUGAAUCAUAUUGAUGAAAUAAAAGCUGUAAUUUAUGAAUUUGAUAAUUUACAUGUAAUUCGAGAUAAGCAGUUUUUGUCUACGUAAAUUAUCGGUUUUAAGCUAUGAUAAUUUAGGUUUGAAAAUUUCUUCUGUAAAACGUGUUAUUUUUUGAUUUCAGAGAAAUUGGUAUUUAAAAUUAUCGUACUUAUCAAACAGAUCUGAAAUGUACCUACAAAUUACAAAAAUGAGGUAUUUUUUCUGUUGUUCGAAUUUAUUUUAAUUACUUAUCUGUGAUUUAUUUUUGUAGUAUACUUUGUAAGUAUUCAAGUUUCAGAACUUCCUAUUUUGUUAUUUAUAUUUUUCAGAUGUAAUUUUCAAUAAAUUGAUUGAAAUUGGAACCAUUUGUUUUUUUUCCAUUUGGAAGAAAGUUUUCAUUCAACGUCUGUCUUAAAGGAUAUAUUUUUUGCAUCGAGAGAAGUAUCCCCCAUCUUGCAUGACAAUUUUUGACCCAGACCAAAAGCCAGAGAGCAUGCAAAAUUUAGUUUCCUCCCAAGAACUCUCAAAAAAAACAUCAACUUCAGGUAAGUCACUUUUGAAUCGUAGAAACACAAUUUCUAUACAAUAAAUUUCAGCAAAGCAAAAAAUAUCCGCAGAAUAGGUUUCGUAAUUUGUAAUUUUAUUCGAUAAAAAUUUUUAAUCAUAUAUCUACACAGAGAUGAAAAUAAUAAGAACAAGUAAAUAUCUACAUUAAAUUUUAAAAUACACAUAUGUAAGUUUUCAUUUAAUUUUUGAAUCUUAAAAUAUAGCGUCUCACUUUGUAAAAAUUACCAUCUAAAUUGGUCCUACGUAAUCGAAUGUUUUACCUUAGGAAAAAAAGAAAAAAAAAGAGAAAAGAAACAAGACAAAACAAGGAGGAAAACAAAAAAAUAAAUAAAUAAUAAAUAGCAUCAUUAAUCACUGAUUAAAAGGAACAUAGCUUAACACAUGCAUUCGUAGCAAUUUACGACGAAUAUAUACAUACAAAAAGAAAGAAAAAAGAAAAAGAAAAAAAAUACAC
Molecule: messenger RNA, 4606 nt
Organism: Planococcus citri (citrus mealybug)
Lineage: Eukaryota; Metazoa; Arthropoda; Insecta; Hemiptera; Pseudococcidae
Exons: 4
Coding region: 685-3654 (989 amino acids)
Biological process (GO): regulation of mitochondrial mRNA stability; mitochondrial RNA processing
Cellular component (GO): mitochondrial matrix; ribonucleoprotein granule
Molecular function (GO): RNA binding
Source: RefSeq, a predicted model, not a curated record